UGCGCCCUGCUUCAUAGCAGAGGGUCCGAGCAGCGACCGCAAGCUCGGCAUGUGCCGGAGCCUCGCUGCACUUUCCCAGCCCCCCUGCCAGCAUGAGGGGGGUCGGAGGGAGGGAGGCAGCGAGCGGGACGGGGCGAUCGGCGUCCGGCAGCGAACAGCCGCUGCGGAGCCUCGGCUUCCUGGAAGCGGAGCGCAGCUGGGUGGCGGACGGCGGCGAUAAGCGGCGGCUAUCGGGGCCCUCCCGGCAGCGCGGCCUUUUCGCGUCCCCGACGGCCGCCGCGGCAGCGCUGCGGGACUGCCGGACGGACGGGUAGUCGGCGGUUGGCCGGGAGCUCCGAGAAGCCGAGCCUGGAGAGCCUGCUCCGGGCGGAGAAAGGCAGCGGCUCGGCCCGCUGCGUCCCGGAGCUCCGACCCGGCCUCCGCCGGCGAGAGGUAUCGGGGAGCGGCGUGGCGGCGGCGGCAUCGCUUUGGGCAUCAGCAGAGGGGCCGCGUUCGAGAGCCGCGGGGCAACCGAGGCACCGGCACCUCACCGGUACCAAGAUUCACUAAUCAGUACUGGAAAUCCUGACUUUGAAGAAAAAUCCAGCAGACUUACUGAUUGGCAGUCAUGUCGGUCAAACUCACAUUCGUCUCUUCUGGUGAUGGAGGUGGUAUCAGUAGGAGUUGUUCCUUCACUGGAUUCAGCACUGUGCAAAGCAGAAAGUUAGCAAAGUCUCUCAGCAGAAGCUCAGUGAGAUCAAGAAUGUCAUUUAAAUCCCCCAGGGCUUAUUCUUCAUUGCAGAAAGGGGCAGUCAUCUGGGAUCCAAAACCACUGCAGGUGAAGAAAAUUUUUGAAGCUUUGAAGAAAGGACUUAAUGAGUACCUCAAAGCACAUCAGGCUGAACUGGAUUAUCUCUCUGAUCGACACAAAGAUACAAAAAGGAACUCCAGAUUGGCCUUCUACUAUGACCUUGAUAAGCAAAUUCGCUCUGUGGAGAGAUACAUUAGAAAACUGGAGUUCCACAUAAGCAAAGUAGAAGAACUCUAUGAAGCUUAUUGUAUCCAGUGCAGACUGCGAGAUGGGGCCACUAAUAUGAAACAUGCCUUUUCCUUGUCUCCUUCCACCAAAGCCUCCAGGGAGAGCCUGGUGGAGCUCUAUAAGAACUUUCAAGAGUGUACAGAGGACAUGUGCUUCAUAGAAGGGGCGUUAGAGGUCCAUUUAGGAGAGUUUCACUUGAAGAUGAAAGGCUUGGUGGGAUUUGCACGUCUCUGCCCAGGUGACCAGUAUGAGGUUUUUGUGCGACUGGGGCGCCAAAAAUGGAGGUUGAAAGGCAAGAUUGAGACUGAUGACAGCCAAACGUGGGAUGAAGAAGAAAAGAUCUUUAUACCCAAUCUCCAUGAGCAAUUUGAAAUCAAGGUGACAGAACUGCGAGGACUGGCCACAGUUCUAGUUGGUGUUGUGACAUGUGACAGCAUAAACUUCUUUACAACCAAGCCUCAAGCAAUCAUUGUGGAUAUAACUGAACUGGGCACUAUCAAGCUACAGCUGGAAGUCCUCUGGAACCCCUUUGAUGCAGAGAACCUGUUCUUGUCACCUGGAACUACCGCCAAGUUUUCUGUGGGUAGCAGGAAGAGCUCUUUAUACAACUGGACCCCACCUAAUACUCCCAGCUUCAGAGAGAAAUACUACCCAUCUGUUUUGCAACAAAGACAGAACCAAGGGGAUGUAAGUGGUGAAGCUCAGCCUCCCAGCAUAUUAAGUUACUUGGCUGCCUGUGAUUUUGGUGUACACGAGAGGAGUAAACAUCACAGUCCUGCAGAGACAAGUGAAGGAGACUCAUUCAGCUCUGAGGAUCAGAGAGUGACAGAGUCCAGCAUUACAGCUCCAGCUCUAGACAAUAGGACGUUGCCAUUGGUGAUUAUUCAAGAGACUUGUGCAGAAGAGCAGCAUCCUCUUCCAGACCAUGCAACUCUAGAUAUUCUGAAGAAGACUCUGUGUGUGGACACAUUUCCAAGUAGCCCAUCUAGUUUUCUGAGUCGUGGAAAAGGCGGUAGAAGUUUAAACCAGACCAGAAGUCGCCAUCUGACAGAACAAGAAAGCAAUAGCCAGAAAAGCUUGAACGCUGCAAAUGAUGCAAAACUGGAUGGAUGUACAAAGUCAAUUGACAGGACUCUCCAAGAAGUGUUAAAUUUGCUAAAAUUCCAUGAUGUUGGUCAAACCCAGCUGGAGAAAUUGGAAUACCAAGUUUUAACUCUGAGGGAUAAAUUAAAGCUAAGGACACUUCAUCACAAACAUUCAUCUAUGGAAAGUUUAAUGGUGGAGACAGUGCUGGAAAGUUUUAACUUUUUAAAUGCUGACUGUAGCGCUGAUGAAGUUUCAUUAUUUGGAAGCAUAAGAACAGCCAGUAUCAGCACGUACAAUGACAACACAUUUCAGUCCCUGAGCUGUGAUAUGAAAACAGAAACAAGAGAUGUAACUACUGGUGAUGACAGAUUAGAUGUACUUUUAAUAACUCAUCUGAAGCUGUGCAAAGCACUUUUGCAGAAACUGAGGUCACCAAAUGUAGCCCAGAUUAUCCAAGAAAAUGUUUUGGAAGAAGUGUCAGAGCAGUUGCGAGUCCUGGGGGAUGUCUUGGAUAUGUCUGUUGAAGAAAUUAUUCAGAAGAGUAAAAAGAAGAAGCACUAUCUAAAAAUCUGGAGUGAUGUUGCAGACCCUGGCGGUAUCCUGUUUGCUUCAGCAGAAAGAUUCUGUCAAGUACUGAAGUACAUGUUGGCGCUCAAGAUGAAGGAAAAGUACCCUGGCCAAUUAGAAACAGUUCUACAAAGAUUGCUAGAGCAGAUCGUCACCUGCGAUGGCUUGCUGCCUUCUGUGUAUCUCCAAACAGAACCAGUUACUUUAUUCCAAUUUUAUAGCUACCUGGAGAAACACCAGGUUACCAGCCUGGAGAAACAUGUAGGAAGACUUGCUAAAGAAGUGAUGCUAAUUGAAGAGCUGCAGUGCCCUGGACGGCUAAAGACCCUUAAAAAAUUGAAAGGGAAGCGUCUGAAUCGGCUCCAGCCCCUGCCGCAGUCUUUGCGGCUUCUUGGAAUUUUACAGCUUGAUGACAACCACCGCGUCAGCAGAGCAGCCACGUCCUGCCUGUCCCGUGCAGCAGCAAACAAGAACUUCAGGGAAAAGGCUCUCCUUUUUUACACUGAUGUUUUAGUUGGCAGCGAUGCAAGACUUCAGCAAGCUGCGUGUUUGGCCCUUAAAAAUCUCAGAGGCAUAGAGAGUAUUGAGCAGGUUGCCCACCUGUGCCAGUCUGAAACAGAGGAUGUAAGGAAUGCAGCCAGGGAAGCAACGCUGUCCUUUGGUGAAAAGGGACGACAAGCCUUUGAGAAAAUGGACAGGAUUUGCUGUGAAUUAAGGGACGCUGUGCAGCAGGAGGCUGAAAUUGAGAUCACAGUAUUUUAGUAGUGGAGCAUAAGGAGAUAAGUCAUACUGUCCUCACAGCCACUUGUGGGUACCCCAGGGUUUAGUUUUGUUGUUUAUCAGCAUUUUCUUUACUUACACCCUGCUGUGUACAUGCUGCCUACUGACAGUAGUUUUGUUUCCAAAGUGGAUGCAGUUUGUAAUCGGAAUCUAAAUCAAAUAGACUGGAAUCUACAUUUUUUUUUCCCCACUUUCAGCAUUGAUAAUCUGAAAUGCUGAAGAAAAAAACAAACUGGGGUCUGUAAGAAUGUCAAACCAGGCUGCAGUAUGAGUGAAGCCUUCAUCUCACAGCGGUGAUCCAAGAGUCCAUCUAGAACCUUGCUGACAACUGAUUGUUUCCAUCAGCUGCCCUGUGAGUAAGAAAAUCUGGCAGCAUUGCUUGAUGGUUUCUUUUCUUUCUAAUGUGGUGCUGCUGCAGAAGGAGCAGUGCCUUGUUUCAAAAGCUGUUUUCUUUUCGUUUUUAUUUUUUGUAUCAGUGCAACUUAGGACAGGUUUGAGCAAAGAUGGGCAAGGACAAAUAGUGUAAAUCCUCUGCAGUUUACAAGGGAAGUUAUUUAUCGUAUUAGCCAUGUACAAAUCAGACUGCCAUGCGGGCAGAGCUGUGUAAGUUUUUUAGGGCAAAAAAGCAUUUUAUUCUUUUAGUCAUAGGUCAAUAUUUGUAUAAUCAUGUGUCACUGCCAGGCUCCUUACCCCCCGCUUCAUGUAAGGGGAGGGUAACCAUGAUGUGAACCAUGGCUUCAGGUGAAACACUUGAAAAGGUGUGUGUGUAAAUAUUUUAUAUAUAACACUUUUUCUAUUCAGUAUUUAUUUGUUGGAUUUUAUACUUUCUGGACUUCUAAUAAAACUUUUGAGACAAA
Coturnix japonica (Japanese quail) is the source of this 4308-nucleotide messenger RNA. RefSeq names its product RIPOR family member 3 (gene RIPOR3). The record is from RefSeq and is a predicted model, not a curated record. NCBI's taxonomy places the organism in Eukaryota, Metazoa, Chordata, Aves, Galliformes, Phasianidae.